AUGCCGCACCAGCUCGAAGCGAGUGAAAAAACUUGCGACGACAAUGAGGUGCCGAAAUAUCAAAACAAUUAUCGGACGGAGCCACAGAAUCCGUUCAAGACCGAUCUGGUGGACAAGAUCGUGAAAUCGGUGAUGAACAAUCGUUUGGACGAGAUCGCCUACGACGACGCGGAGGCCGUGAAAUUAUGCGGAGACAUCGCCGCGGAAAUACGACGGCGCGUGAAGAAGCUCAACUUCGACAGGCACAGGAUUGUCGUCACGGUCACUCUAAUCGAGAAAACCAGUCAGUCCGUGGAAACCACCCUCGGCUUCCUCUGGGACGGCGACAGAGAUAGAUACUCCGCCUUUACGUUCGAGGGUCGCACUUUUCACGCUCAGUGUAGUGUGUUCGGCGUUUAUUACGAGUGA
Molecule: messenger RNA, 408 nt
Organism: Wasmannia auropunctata (little fire ant)
Lineage: Eukaryota; Metazoa; Arthropoda; Insecta; Hymenoptera; Formicidae
Product: tctex1 domain-containing protein 3-like
Exons: 3
Coding region: 1-408 (135 amino acids)
Biological process (GO): microtubule-based movement
Cellular component (GO): cytoplasm; cytoplasmic dynein complex
Molecular function (GO): dynein intermediate chain binding
Source: RefSeq, a predicted model, not a curated record